AUUGCUACUUUUUCUCUUUCUGUCUCUCCUGAACUUUAAACAUCGCCAUUAAAAUAGCGAGGAGAGAGAAAGAAACAAAGGACAGCAACAGCAUACAGGGGAGAGGGAGAAAGAGAAGGAAUGGAAGUGGCUAUGGCUCUGUCACAUCCCUGACUAAUUAGUUCAUUUCCACGUGCCCCACUACCUUCGCCGAAGAUCAUCCCCCUUCCCCCUCCUCCACCAGCGACCACCGUCCACGAUUCUGACUUAGGGUUUCCCGCAUCAGCCGCGUAAAUUAUCUCCUUUCCUUCUCCACCCACCCCGCCGACCACCUAGCUAAUUUGGGCAGCUUUAGGUCUCUUUGAUUGGCGGCAUCACUAGCUUUUCAUGAUUUCUGAAGUCAAACUUAUCGAGAUGGAGAAGCAGCAGGUGCGCAGGACGUGGAUAGGGGAAGGAGAGCAGAGCCAGCGCCGCGGUGUCUUCGACAGCUUGUUGCGCGGGGUUGGAGCUGAGCACAUGACCAUCGAUCAAUGCGAGGCGAUUCGGGAAAUGGACGACUCACAGCUCGUCGGAGUCCCUGUACUCGUUGCUAAAGCCGAUGUGCCUAGGGUACACGUUGAAGUCAGGAAUGUGGCAGCUGUUCCUGAGAUCAGUACGGUGAAAAGGAGGCGUGGUCGCCCUCCGCGGAAUCAGGGCAAACCCGCGCCGGCCCCUCCUCUCAAGGCCAUGGAGGAAGAGGAUGUUUGUUUCAUAUGCUUCGAUGGCGGCAGCUUAGUACUUUGCGAUCGCAGGGGCUGCCCUAAAGCGUACCAUCCAGCUUGUAUCAAGAGGGACGAAGCAUUUUUCCAAUCGAAGUCCAAGUGGAACUGCGGGUGGCAUAUUUGUAGCAGUUGUGAGAAGGCUUCUCAUUAUAUGUGCUACACUUGUACAUACUCUCUCUGCAAAGGGUGCACCAAAGGUGCCGAUUACUUAUGCGUGCGUGGAAAUAAAGGAUUUUGUGGAACGUGUAAGAAAACUAUAAUGCUGAUUGAAAAUGUACCGACGGAGAACAGUGAGCAGGUUCAAGUGGAUUUUGAUGACAAAUUGAGCUGGGAGUAUCUUUUUAAGUUGUAUUGGGUCUGCCUUAAAGAAAACUUAUUGCUUACUGUAGAUGAAAUACUAAAGGCUAAAAAUCCCUGGCAAGUUGACGAGCCACCUAAGACUAAAAGUACCUGGAAAGUUCCCGCUGCUGUUACGGAUCCCAUGGCAGAAUCUUCUAGUGAAAUUUAUUAUGGUGGUAAUGAAAAUGCCUAUUCUUCUGGCAAUAGUUAUGGAAGCCUGGAGACAAACUACUCCAAGAGAAGAAAAAUUGACGACGAGCCUGAUAUUAUGAAUGGGGAAAAGUCUGUCGGCAUAAUGGAAAAUUUGAGCGUUGAGAAAGUUGCACCUUUGUCUGUCGGCACAACAGAAUGGGCAACCAAGGAGCUUUUGGAGUUUGUUGCACAUGUGAAAAAUGGAGAUACAACUUUCUUAUCUCAAAUUGAUGUGGAGGCUCUUUUGUUAGACUACAUCAAAAGCAACAAUCUGCGUGAUCCUCGCAGGAAAUGCCAGAUACUCUGUGAUACAAGGCUUAUAAACCUCUUUGGCAAAACACGUGUUGAUCAUAUUGAGAUGCUGAAGCUUCUUGAAUGCCACUUCCUUGUGAAAGAAAACCCCCAGCGUGUUGAAUCUCAAGUCACGGUGGAAUUAGCUGCUGCUGUGGGCAAGGCUAGCUGUGCCAAAAUCUCUGAUGUCCCGGUGGUUAGCAAUGAUAGAAGGCGUAAGACACGCAAAAGGAUGGAUGAGAAUGAAACCCACACCAACCCCAAUGCAGAUGAAUUUGCAGCAAUUGAUGUUCAUAAUAUUAAUCUAUUAUACUUGAAGCGUAGUUUGAUGGAAAAUCUUAUGAAUGAUGCUGAUAAGUUCCAUCAGAAAGUGGUUGGGUCAUUUGUCCGUAUUCGGGUUCCUUUUGGCGACCAGCAGCAAGAUAUGCAUCGACUUGUUCAAGUCGUAGGUACUGGGAAGGCAGCUCAGUCAUAUAAGCUUGGCUCAAGGACAACUGAUAUCUUGCUUGAAAUAUCAAAUUUAGACAAGAAGGAAGUUGUGUCGAUUGAUGGGAUAUCAGACCAAGACUUCUCAGAGGAAGAAUGCAGACGACUAAGGCUCAGUGUAGAAUCUGGCCUCAUAAAGUUUAUGAAGGUGGGUGAGGCACAGGAGAAAGCAACGGUACUUCAUUCCGUCAAAGUUAGUGAUUCGCUGGCAGCAGAAAUAUCGCGGCUUAAUCAUCUUCGGGAUCAAGCUAGUGAAAAAAGACAGCGGAAGAAUCUCAGGGAAUUUGUGGAGAAAUUGGACAUUCUGCAGUCAGUUGAGGAACGCCAGCGUAGGUUGCUUGAGGCUCCUAUCGUGCAUUCGGAUCCGAAUAUAGUUUCCCACAAGUCUAUCGAAGAGUUGAGUAAAUAUCCCACCUCAGCAAACCAGAUGGGUUUCAUAUCUUCUAGCCAUGAACAAAAUAGUCAACCAGUGGCAGCUCCUCAACCAACAUCUGCAGUUUUCCCGCCAGGGAUACCACUCCCUCGUCUAAUUAACGAGGAUGAGCUAGAGAGACUUUGGCAUUAUCGUGAUCCAUUUGGAACAGUUCAAGGACCUUUCCCUAUGAUGCAACUUCAGAAAUGGAGCACAAGUGGGCUUUUCCCCCUAGAUCUAAGAGUUUGGAGGGUGACUGAGAAUGAGCAAGACUCUGUUCUUUUAACUGAUGCUUUACUUAGGCUGGUGCUCCAAAAAGAGCCACCCAAGCCUGCCAACAACAAUUGUAUUAUACUGCCUCAGGAAGUAACAAGAGCUGAUUGUGAUGAUGAUACAGAUAAGAAGUUGAGCAGUGGAUCAAGUCAGAAUACUGGGGCAACUCAGAUGGAGGAUAAGAAUGAUGAAGUUGAUGAAAGUGGCAAGUCUGAGAAAAAUUAUUCAAGUGGCCGAAGCAGUAAUGAUGGUGAUGAUGAAGUUGCAAAGAGUAAGGAGUUGCCUUCUAAUUCAUCCAGGUUGACCAUGUUAGUGGAUCUUGUCUUUGGCAAUAAUGAACUAACUCAAGGGUCGAUCAGCAGUCUGAGAUAUGUGGUUCGGUUGCUUUACCUUCUUCCUCUGCUGAAAUUCAUAUUAAUGUCUCGCCCCCCCACGCGAAACAAGUUGAUGAUUUGACCAAGAAUGAUGCAAAGUCUUGGGUUGAUGAGCAGUCCAAGAUUUGUGGUUCAGUUGCUUUACCUUCUUCUGCUAGAGUUUAUAAUGAUGCUCCAGCCCCCCAUGUGGGACAAGAUGAAGAGGAAAACAGAAGUUCCAGCGUGAAUGAUGUGAAUGAAAGUAGCCAAGAUCCUAAGACUCCAAAGGAAGAACAACAAGCCAUUGUCGAAGAAAUUGAUAAUAAGAGAGGCACCAACAACAGUGAAGGUGGUUGUUCUCGCCAAUCUUCUUGUCAGAGUUGGCAGCAGCCUCAGCACAUCUCGAUUGGAUGGGAUCUCAACUCUACUUUUCCUGCUAUUUCUAAUUCAACGGGAACAGUAAAGCUUGAACACGAAAUCAUUUUCUCCGAUCUUCAAAGUCCGUUGCCAAAGCAGCAGCAAGGCGAUAAUGGGGACUUGAAAGGUGGUGAAGAAAGAAAACACACUGCCACUGUCUCUUGUGAUGUGCCUAUCAUUGAUGCAGGUCCUAGCUGGAGCACUACUUCGAGUUUAGUUGGUGGGACACGGCUUCCUAGUGUGGCUGCUGAAUGGACGAUGGGCUAUUCUUCCUCUGCUAUGGCCAAACCUUCUGUCGAGGACUGGGGCUCCAAUCUUGUGCCUGAACCCAAUGAAUUCUCCUUAGUUGAUGAAUCUGUUUCAGACCUUUUAGCUGAAGUAGAGGCCAUGGAGUCUCUCGGUGGAUUGCCAUCCCCUACAUCAAAACUAAGUUGUGUGGAUUUGAUGCCAGUCUCCGAUAAUGAUUGCUUUAGUCCUGUGGAAGAUUUUACCCCGGCUGCAGCUCCGGAUCCUGGAAGUAGUGGUGCACUGAGCUCCUCUGCUGGGGGGAAUAUAAUGCAAAUGCCGUCUCGGUUAUCCUUAUUAGCGGAGGAACAACAACUUGGGUUAUCGAUUAUGUCUUCUCCUCAGCCAAUAGUACAUCAUCAGCAUUGUCAUGAAGAGGAAUCACAGAGUAGGAUGACAACUCAUCAAAAGCCUCCUCCUCAGUUGACAACAGCAACUGACCACAAACCACCAGUUCACGACGUAUCUCUCAUGCUUUCGCUUCCCCCGGCAACAAGUGAGUUGCCCCCACUUGGUGUGUCCUCUCCUCCCCUGAGACAACCCGACCAUUCAUCGGCUUUGGGCCCAAUAAUUGGCUUGUCACAGACCGAUGCGCAGAAAAGGCCAUCCAGUGGUCAUUUGAGCAGCAGCAGCAGCAAGGUGGAGAGACGGUGGGAAGGAAGUUCAGAAACCAACCAGGUUCAGCAGUUGAGUUCUAAACAGACGAAGCCGGUCUUAGACAUCAAGCUGCCGCCUGCCUCAACCACGAGUUGUCAAGUGGAAGCCAGGUCAGAGACCAUCCAUUGUCCUGCACCUGCUGGAGUAGACUUGAGAUUGGGGAACUCCAGGGGGCGAUCGAUUCUGGGACUGGCGCCAGCAGUCAUUCUAACAGCCCGGUUCAGAAACAUGGUGGGGUCACGUCACCAACAUCCGCAGGGCAUUCUACAGCUUCCACAGGGAAUCCUCCUCCCAGUUUGUUGGGAAGUCAGCCGAAGGACAGACAUUCCAGUGGGUCGAGAGAUCACCGAAACAGUCAUCGUCACCACAGCAGUAGAGAUUCAGGUGGCCAUGGUGUUCGGGAUAGGUCGACGUGGAACGGAGGCAACAGCAGGCAGGGUUCCCAUGGAGGAGGAGGGUCUUUCAGAUCGCCGCCCAAAGCGGGGCGAGUACUGUGUAGAUUUAUUGGAAGUGGGAAAUGCAAGAAGGGGGCAGCUUGUAGUUUUUGGCACCCUUGAAUUCGAUAUUUAGACAUUUUAACUUAGGUCAAGAGGGGAGAUCAGAAAGAAGAAAAAUUGUGUGCAUUAUUUUCUUUUGUAGAAUUCGUGAUUUUUGUAUGGGAAGCCUCUCCAUCUCCACCCAUGCGGUUGUACUAAUGUGUAACUUUGUACAAGUAUUAAAGCUGCAAAUGAGUUUCCUUUUAUUCGUACCAUUCAACUGCCUAGCUUU
Molecule: messenger RNA, 5213 nt
Organism: Linum tenue
Lineage: Eukaryota; Viridiplantae; Streptophyta; Magnoliopsida; Malpighiales; Linaceae
Source: the annotation of a GenBank genome assembly